AGCUAAACCCAGUCUGGUUAUAGAUUGUAGCUGGGCACAAACAAAUCUGACAGCAUUUCUAUGUCUUACUCAGCCUGUUUGUGUAGUUUGUUAUGAAAGUGUGUUGUUAAAGCAAUAUUUUACACAAAGUUCCCCGAACAGAAAGAGGAACUGCUCAUGUAGGGAGUUACUGUACUGUGUAAUGCAGGAUUAUUGGAGUAUUUCUCAAUGCAGUUGAAUAAAGGAAGUGAAAUGUGUUUGGGUCUCCAGUGGUCAUGGACAAACCAGUGUGCUUGAUUGACACGGCGUCCGAUGGGAAGCUGUGUGUCCAGCAGUCAGCGCUGCAGGUUCUGGAGCAGAUCCAGCAGCCCGUGGUGGUGGUGGCCGUGGUGGGUCUCUACCGCACCGGGAAGUCCUACCUGAUGAAUCGACUGGCAGGGAAGCAAACAGGGUUUGCACUGGGCAGCACAAUCGAGUCCAAGACGAAGGGCAUCUGGAUGUGGUGUGUGCCUCACCCCACUAAACCAGGAACCACUCUGGUGCUGCUGGACACCGAGGGACUCGGGGACGUGGACAAGGGGGACUCAGUGCAUGACACCAGGAUCUUCUCUUUGGCUGUCCUUCUGAGCAGCACUCUAGUCCUGAACAGUCGAGGAACUAUUGACAACAGGGCUAUAGAGGAACUGCAAUACGUCACUGAGCUAACUGAGUACAUCAAGAUCAAGUCACCUGAUGAAGUUGUAGAUGACGGAGAGUUUGUCAAGUUCUUCCCCAGUUUCAUCUGGGCUGUGAGGGACUUCACUCUGCAGCUAAACAUCGAAGGGAAAGACGCGACAGAGGAUGAAUACCUAGAGUUUGCUCUGAAGCUAAAACUAGGUAACUCAAUUCAAGUGAACAAUUACAACCUUCCAAGAGAGUGCAUUCGCAAAUACUUCCCAUCUCGGAAAUGUUUCACCUUCCCAUUCCCAACCAAUCCAGACAAUGUCUCUUAUCUGGAGACACUAGACCCAGCUGAGAUUUCAAAACGAUUCUUGGAGGUCACGAAUCGUUUCUGCCAGUUUAUCUUUGACCAGAGCCAAGUGAAAAAUCUGAAAGAUGGACACACGGUCACCGGCAGAGUUCUGGGUCAUCUUGUAAAAACAUACGUAGACACCAUCGCCAGUGGAGCUGUGCCUUGUCUGGAGAAUGCUGUGAUCGCAAUGGCACUGAUUGAGAAUGAGGCUGCUUUUCAGGAGGGGCUUGAGGUGUACCAGAGUGGAAUGGAGAAGAUGAAGAACUCCUUCCCUCUGGAACUGAAUGAAAUCACCUCGGAACACCAAUGCUUCAGUCUCAUGGCAACACAGACCUUCAUGAAACGCUCCUUCAGGGACAGUGAUGGGAAGUUCUUGACAUCUUUAGAGGAAGCCAUCAAUCAACAGUUUGACAGGUAUCUCCAGGACAAUGAGCAGGCCUCCGAGGCUAAAUGUGAAAGUCUUCUAUCAGUUCUCUCUGAACCAAUGACGGAGAGGAUCAAUCAAGGGUUUUAUGCCACAGCUGGUGGGUACGAUCUCUUCUGCCAGGACCUGGAGGACAUUGUGAAUCAGUACAAUACACUGGCCUGUCAAGAAGUCAAGAUUGCUGAAGUGUUGGAGAAAUUUCUACAGCAAAAGGCUGCAGUCACCACAGCCAUUCUGCAGGCUGAUGAUAAACUAACUGAAAAUGAAAGAAGGAUUUGCGAGGAGAGAGAGCGGGCAGUCCUUCUGGAACAGGAGAUCAAGGCCCAGGAAGAGAGGCAGCGUCAGCUGGAGGAGAAGAUGGAGAUUGAAGAACAGAAUAAUGAGGAGAGGGUGAGACAGGUCAUACAGAAGAUGGAAGAGGAGAUGUCUUUCCAACAGCAGGAGACACAGCGUGCCAUGGACAGUAAACUGAGGGAACAGGCUGCUCUGAUGGAGAAGGGCUUUCAAGAGAAGGCUAACAAAAUGUCCAGCGAGAUCGAGCAGUUGAGGAGGAAUAAUAAAGAGGUAGAGGACAGGAAGUCCAGAGAGUUCGCACAGAUGAUAGCGGAUCAGGAGCGAAGAAACGCACAGAACUUGGAAGUGCUGAGGCAACAGCACAGACAGCAGAUGGAAGCGAUUAACAGCAGGCCGAGACCUUCAUCUCGAGGCUGUUCUAUACAGUGAAUGUGCUUUUACACAAUUCUGACUUCAUAACUACUAUAAUCUCACUGAAAACAAUUUCAUGGUGUUUUUACAGACAACACUUACAUAACUGACUAAUUAUGCAUUUUUUUCUAAGUUACUGUAGCUGAUUACAGUUACAUUUAUCUUGUAACUAGUUACACGUAACGCUGUUAUGUGUAGCUAGUUACUCCCAAACACUGGCAAUGUCUAAAUGAUUACAUUAACUUAAUGUUUAGCGUUGAUAGUUUUUUAUUUUAUGUUAGAUGUUUUAGAUAAAAAAUCUUGAUGGGCUGAAUGUUUCAUUCAUGAAUGCUCACUGCAAAGGUCGUAUGAAGCAUUGUUGGUUGCAGCCAACUUGUUCCCCAGAUCAGCCAAAGACAGCAGGUGUUUGUGUAGAUCUUACCUGGAUCCUCAUGUCCUGUAAACAUGGGAUUUGUCAGGUUUGACCACUGGUGUUAUUGUGAAUGUGGCAGAUCAUUGUUAAGAUGGGAAAGGUGGGAAUUAGCUUGAAAUGAAAAGUUAAUUAACUUUCAAUUCAUACUGUACAUGAUCAGGCACUUUAUAACAAUAUACAAAUGAUUUUAACAUGUUAUAAUGAAUGCUUGCAAAUGUAAUGUAAACUUGUUGCUUAAACUGAUUAAAAUAAAUUCUAUAUCUUCUAAUGCACUUUUUACAUUUGCAAAUAUUGUAUAAAUGUCAGUAAAUUUAAGCUCUUUUAGACACUACUCAUGUUGACAUGAUUUAUUAACUCAUAACCACAGUCUGUAAAGUUGACACAUUUGCCAUUUUUGUGGUGUGCAUGCACACGUCUACUACUUAAACAUAUUUGCAAAUAGUUUAUUAAUUCUUUGUUCAACUUUUUGCUGUACCACAUUGAAACUGUUCAUCAUUUGUAAAUGUUGAUGAACAUUUACUAUUAAUCAUUUAGUAUCAAGUAUUUUUUAUAGUGCUCAAUUUUUAUGCUUUUUAGCUCUACUCUUUUUUUUUUAACUUCAAACGUUAAAUUAUUUUGAUAAAUUAACAAGUAUUUUCUUUCUCUCUUGGAAUUUGUUCAUGUUGAUGAAUUAUGAAAGGAAUAACCUCUGUUUAAGGAUAUUGUCUACUAUGAGUAUUGAGGCAAUAAAAUAUGUUUUGCACCAAAAUUA
Messenger RNA from Cyprinus carpio (common carp), 3283 nucleotides. Its product is annotated as guanylate-binding protein 4-like. Gene Ontology annotation, molecular function: GTP binding; GTPase activity. The record is from RefSeq and is a predicted model, not a curated record. Lineage: Eukaryota; Metazoa; Chordata; Actinopteri; Cypriniformes; Cyprinidae.